GAAGAAUUCCUUCUUUUUCCUUUCAUAUAUAAAGGCAAGAAAAGAAUUGGAUUGGCAUAAAGCGAACAGCUCUCGCCUUACUAAGAUCUGCAGUUGGAAGCUGUAACCAUGAAGACUUUGAUCGUACUACUGUUCGUAGCCUUCGUCGCUGAUGCGGAUCCUGGCAUCGGCUUAGGACUUGGUCUCGGAGGCUUAGGAGGAUUCGGUGGAUUCGGUGGCGGAUUCGGUGCCAAAGGUGGAAUCUUGAGUGCUGGAAACUACGCCAAUGGAUUCAGCCACUCCAACGGAUACAGCCAUGGAAACCACAUCCUUAAGAAAUUUGGAGGCCUGGGUGGGCUGAAAUUCGGCCACCUUAACAAACACUUCCUCGGGAAGCGAAGCGCUGAUCCGGAGCCAGGAUUACUCGGAGGAAUUGGCCUCGGAGGUGGAGGAGGUUUCGGUGGAUUCGGAGGUGGAUUCGGGGCAAAAGGAGGUCUCUUGGGCGCCAAAAACUAUGCCCAUGGCUUCAGCAAUUCCAAGGGAUACAGUCAUGGAAGCCACAUUGGAGGAGGCUUCAAGGGACUUGGAGGUCUCGGAGCCGGCCACCUCAAGAAGUUCUUCAUCGGGAAGUGAGGUGCUGAUCCGGAACCCGAGUCCGAUGAGGAAUCUCGGUAGACUUUGGAACACUUUAUCAAUUUUGAUGUUUGUGGAGAUGAAUGAGGUCGUAACCUUUAUGACAGUAAUGUGCUCUUAUAUUUGCUAUAUUAGAUAAUUGCUAAGUAUAUUUUUCUUAUAAUAUAUAUCCAUAUAUACAAAUAUAUCUUUAUUUUUUUGGCAUCAUGU
Molecule: messenger RNA, 822 nt
Organism: Macrobrachium nipponense
Lineage: Eukaryota; Metazoa; Arthropoda; Malacostraca; Decapoda; Palaemonidae
Exons: 2
Coding region: 109-612 (167 amino acids)
Source: RefSeq, a predicted model, not a curated record